UGUGUCUCUGUGUGUCUCUGUGUGUGAGUGUCUGUGUGUGUGUGUGUCUGUGUGUGUGUCUCUGUGUGUGUGUGUCUGUGUGUGAGUGUCUCUGUGUGUGUGUCUGUGUGUGAGUGUCUCUGUGUGUGUGUGUGUCUGUGUGUGUGUCUGUGUCUGUGUGUGUCUGUGUGUGUGUCUGUGUGUGUGUCUGUGUGUCUGUGUGUGUCUCAGCCGUGCUGAGUGCUCCGACUGUCACCUUGAUGCUCCACAAGGAUGCGACGCUGGAGGAGGGUGGUGAGGAGGGUGGUGAGGAGGGUGGUGAGGAGGGUGGUGAGGAGGGUGGUGAGGAGGGUGGUGACGAGGGUGGUGACGAGGAGGAGGAGUGUGGUAGUGAGCGUGAGGACUACAAACAUGACGACAAAGAUGGCUACGAGAAUGACGACGACGAUGACGGUGAUGGCGGCGAUGACGGUGAUGGCGGUGGCGACGAGGGAGAGCGGUGGGAGCUGUCCGUGCGGGUCUCCAUGAGGAGCGAGUGGAGGAGGAGGAUGGCGCAGAGUGACGUGCUGUACCAUCUACAAGCCGAGGUCUCCACAAGGAGGGGUGUGACUAGCACGGAGCGCUUUGUGGGAUGUCGCUACCGCCACGCGCUGCCUCAGCCUGCAGGCGCUGCUGAGUACUGCGUCCGCGUGAGAGUCGCGGCUCGCUACCCGCGGUGGAAGACAGGGGAGUGGUCUCCACUGUCGUGUGUCUCCGUCCCUCCACCACACAGCGCCGUGGCGGCCGUGUCGCCUCCAUCAGCUCGCUGGUGGCCAUGGCGACGCUGCUGGUGACGCUGCUGGUGCUGGUGCUGGCGCUGGUGUGCACCGUGCGGAACAGACGGAGCCCCGGCAAUCGUCCCGCGAUGGAGCAGCCAGCGACCGCCCCGAGCCUGCUCCCUGACAGUCCCGGCAGCCACCACCACCACUGCGACCACCACCAUCACCGCCGCUGCGACCACGACCACCACCACCACCAUCACCACGGUGGCGGCGGUGGAGGAGCAGAGCUGGCAACUCUAGAAUCCCGCCCCCGGCCCUGGUUGACAUUGCCGGAUGAAAGCCGCUCACCGAGUCGUCUCCGCACCAACCCGUUCACCUCCUGCAGGGUGACCGUGCGCUGGCCGCGAGACAGUGACCACCUCGCGUGGCACGCGCGACGUGCCGGGUUCCAGCUCGAGCCGUGACGACGACGCCCGCCGCUGUUGGCUCGGAGUUGGCGGCGUCCGUCUCUCCGCGUGGCGACGUCCGUUCCAGAGGAGAAUGAAUGAUGUUUUACACGGCAAGUUAUACAUGUGUAGUGUUGUAAAGGACGGACUAAUAAACCUCUUUAUGGCACACACAGUUUAUUGUCUUAAUGACACAGUCCCUAACACACACAAGGGUUGUACGGUCCCCUCACCCGUUACCCUGAG
Molecule: messenger RNA, 1432 nt
Organism: Lethenteron reissneri (Far Eastern brook lamprey)
Lineage: Eukaryota; Metazoa; Chordata; Hyperoartia; Petromyzontiformes; Petromyzontidae
Source: RefSeq, a predicted model, not a curated record